Molecule: messenger RNA, 2064 nt
Organism: Australozyma saopauloensis
Lineage: Eukaryota; Fungi; Ascomycota; Pichiomycetes; Serinales; Metschnikowiaceae
Exons: 1
Coding region: 1-2064 (687 amino acids)
Source: RefSeq, a predicted model, not a curated record
AUGAACAAACUCCACGUCCAUCUACGAUGUAGGUUCUCUAGAAGCCACCAUGCUAUCUCCAAGUUUUACUCUUCAGCCGUAUUUAAAUCACAAUCUCCCAUCGCAGAAAGUAUUGCAAUCUCAUCUCCAGCCUUCGCUUCGCAGAGGAAAGAACCAAACUCAGCCAACCAAGAUGGAGCACACGAUUUCGAAGUGAGACUCACCACUGUAAGCAAUAUUCUAAUAAGAAGAGGCUCGAGCCUGGAGCAGCGAAGCUUUGAGAUUCAUCAAAUGUACUCAAGAAGUGGUGGCAAUUUAGUACAAGACUUGGCUCAAAAUGAGAAACGAAGUCUUCAGAUGCUAGAUAUGAAUUACAGUAGUGAUAAAUAUAGCCUAGCGGUUUAUUCCGCCCUCAACGACGUUUUAGGAGAUACAAUAAAGGACUGGUUGUGGGAAAACGUAUAUGAGUGUUCAAGCACCAGAGCUAUGGUGCUAAAUCAAUUGCUAGAAAGCAUUCAAAAAAAAGAAUAUCUGAGCGCAUUUGAGCUAUUAGUUUUUCUUUUUGAUCUACGCCAUGCCACACAUUCAAAGGUAGUGCUGAAGGAAAUGGACUCGGUCCGGCUGAAAAUUCCACAGGGCAAACGAAUAGCUACGGAGGAUGAAAAAUCCUUGUGCUCCUCUCUUAGCAGUCUAUGUAUCCAAUUUGCACUAUCUUUGGAACAGCCUCUUGUUGCAUGUCUGCUUCUCCAUACAUGUUUGGAAUCCAAUAUUACAAUUGGUUCCACUACAAUUGAGAAAAUUCUCGUGUCUCUAAGCAUAGACCGCCCUUUGCAUUCAAACUAUCAAUCUUAUGCAAUACUCAAAACAAUUCUCCGUCUUAAACCGUCGAUUCUAAGUCCCUCCUUUUACUUCAAGUUGAUCGGAAACAUGUCAAAGGGAAGUAGGGAUCCAUACUUUGCAAACAUUUUAUUCUUGCAUGUUAAUGAGAAGCUUCGGUUUUUUGAAAACGCGCCUGGAAUCGAUAUCUCACCGAUAAGAUUUUUGAUCGAGUGCAACCUUCAAAAUGACAAUAGUCACAGAGCCAGAGAGAUCUGGAAAGUUUGCUAUGAAUACGAUCCUUCUUUUGCAUUGAAAUUUGCCAACUUAUUUAAUCAAUUAUUCAUUGCCACGGAUGACAAGUCAGAGAAAUUGGCUCUCAUCGAAAAUUACCUUCCUUCCGAGCUUUUAACUCAUUCGAGUAUAUUUGGCACCAUUUUAGCAUUCUAUGGUAGAGAUCUUUGCUUCUUGGAUAAUUUUAGAGAUCUUUCGAGUCAUAUUAAUCCACCAGUCAGUCGCUCUUUACUUUCCGUUUUACUUGCAUCUUUUAUUACUCAAGGUAAAGAGAAAGAAGUAAGGCUGUUAAUGAAAGCAAUUGCCGGAGCUCAAGGCGGCUUCUCUUCGCAUGACAUUGAUAUACUUGUGGAGCGCCUCCUCUCACAAUCCGAUCUUAACGGAGCAAUGAAUUUGCUAAUUCAAAACCACAUUACUGCCUCAAAAGAAGGGUAUUUACGGGUAAUCAAGCACCUUUUGGCUGAAGAUUUGCGAGGCUCAGAUGUACCUACAUCUCUUCCUGAUGUAAGUCUUCAAACGAAGAUUGAACAUUCAAUUCCCGAGUUUGACGCGAACUUAACCAAUGUGGCGAGCCAGAGAUCUCAGACACAACCCAUAUAUGCGAAUCCGAUAUUAAAUUUUGCAGCUCAUCAAUUAUCCAUUCUGAAUAGCGACACAGUUAAUGGGGAUUUUACGCUUGCUCUUGUUGAUUAUCUUGGGAAAAAAUAUGGAUCAGGUGUAAGCCGGAGGCUUUAUAUGAACAAAGAUAGAAAGCGCGCGCAGGGAUACACUUUCAACUUCGUGAAAUUCAAUUUGCCUAAAAGGUUCACUGAUCUUCUCAGAAUGAAUGAGAGUAACCACAUUCGUGCCUUGGAAUCCAUUCUUGAGGUGGCAAAAGGAGAGAAUAAUACAGCCUCGAUAAAAUGGUGUGUGUUGGAGCUUCGUAAACUUGGAGUUUUUGCUGAUGAUAUUGCAAAGAACUCAUUUGCUGCCUAG